This is a messenger RNA of Rhopalosiphum maidis (corn leaf aphid), 6804 nucleotides long. RefSeq names its product telomerase-binding protein EST1A-like. NCBI's taxonomy places the organism in Eukaryota, Metazoa, Arthropoda, Insecta, Hemiptera, Aphididae. Gene Ontology annotation, molecular function: telomeric repeat DNA binding; protein binding; telomerase RNA binding. Gene Ontology annotation, cellular component: telomerase holoenzyme complex. Gene Ontology annotation, biological process: nuclear-transcribed mRNA catabolic process, nonsense-mediated decay. The transcript has 23 exons. The coding region runs from base 202 to 4629 and encodes 1475 amino acids. The record is from RefSeq and is a predicted model, not a curated record.
UCCAUUUGUUUUUGUUUAUGCGCAAACAACGACUAACGAGUAACGAGUAAAAAAAAAAAAAAUAAUACGAUCUGCAUCCAAUUCGUCCGGUUGCCGACAAUAAUAUUAUUAUUUUUUGUUUAUCUUUCACGUAUUUUCCUCGACUAUUUUUUCGACGACUUACCGUACGGAAGUAAUGAAGUUGUGUUUAUAGUGCUAACCAUGGCCAAUCUUGAAGAAGAUCUGUCGCGUAUGUCCAUAGGCGAUGAUUCGAGUAAUAAAUUUGCAAGAAAAGACAAGUUCCCGAGAGAAGUAGAAAUCUACAGGCCUGGAAGUGGACCAUUAAAAAGAAGCGGUAAUUCUCGCCAAGAUGCUGAAGAUGAUGAUAAACGAUCUGGAUUUGAUCGUGACCUUGAAUCAUCAAAAAAGAGUGAUUUUAUUCCUAAUAAACAUUUUGAAAAUCCAAGUAGGAAAAAAGAAAAUUUUCCGAGAGGUCAAAAAAUGAAUGGGGUUGCUGCUGAUAAUUACAGUACAUUCAAUUUAAAACGGAAACAGCAAAAGAAAACACAGCUAUUCUAUGAGCCACCAAAUGAAUGGAGUAGUGAUAAACGAUCAGAUCGACCACGGGUAAACUUUGUAAAUCCUAACGAUUCUAAAGGUGAUGAUGAAAAUUGGAGAACACAUAAAACACCUAAUGUAGUGAUUGUUCCUAAAAUGGUUAAAAAAAUUGAUGAAAAACCAGUCGUUUCAGAAAAAAUCAUAACUCCAGUUGAUAUUAUACCUACUUUGGUUACAAAUGCACGUGGUAAUACUGUACAAAAUAACACAGAUAAAACAUCUGCGUUUGGUAAUAGGAAACGAGAAGAAAAGAAAGUCCCUAGUAAACCAAUUCCUAGUUCUCUUUUAAUGAAUUAUGAAAAAUUGCCUCCAAGAUUGCGAAAAAAGUUUUGUGAUGAUCACCAUAUUUCUAUGGAGGAAGUAGAAGCAUUGUUAACGAAUGGACUAUCAUCUCAAGAUGAACAUCAUAAACAAAACAGUUCAUAUCAAUCUAGAAGUCAAACAUUACCUCCAAGAAGUGGCAAGGGUCGAUUCAAUGAACCACAAAGACAUGAACAGGGAUUUUAUAGGACUAAUUCUAAUCAACAGCAACCAAAGACUGAAAUGAGGAGACAGCAAUCUGCAGUCGUCCAUAGUUCAACUGAAUCUAGUAGACGAGGCGUUGAUUUUGAUCUACCUACUAAAGUUUAUAACAGUCAUCAUGAAUUGAAAUCGGUUGAUCAUAAUAUCAGAGAUGAUACUGAAAACAACUGUUCUGUUAGUGUAAAACAGUCUAUUGAAAGUGCAGUUUUACUCCCUAGUGGCACAAUUAACUGGGCUGAAGAAGUGGAACGAGCUGAAAACAUGUUCAAAGUUGCAGAAGAUUCAAAAAAGGAAGUUCAGAGAUUAGAAACUGUAGAAAAAACAUUAAAUCCUCCUAGAGAUAGAAAACAAAGGAAGGGUAUCAGUAAAGAUAGAAAUUGUACAAAUACAUUACUUCAACGUGAUCAACCAUCUAGCAGUACUCAUUCCAACUGGCAUUCUCAAAGCAAUGAUAACUCUGAAAGCUUAAACAGUAAUGGUGGAAGUUGGAGAAAAGAAAAAUCUAAAUCUAUUAGAAAUUGUAGUAAUGACCGAUCAAGGAAUCAUUCACGGAAUCGUAGGAACAGAAAUAACAGUGAAAAAUCAGUACCACACAAAUCUGAGAAUGUUGGAGGUAUUAUAAAACUACCACCUAAUGUGAAUGUGAAUGCCACUAAUGCCUCUGAUAAUAAGUCGCUUAGUCUUAAUGGUUAUUUAAAUAAGACCGUUACAACCACAACAUCACCAUCGUCAUAUCCAGCUAAACAGUUAUUUAAUCCUAAUAAUCCUAAUAAACCUAUAGUGAUAUCUCCUAAACAACAAAAUGCCAGAGCAGGUUAUCCACCAGCUAAUAUCGAACCACCUCAUGCUAAAGAACAUUUUUCAAUGAAUAUUAACCCUACAAAUGCUCAACAAUAUUCAGGUGCACAUUAUGGUAGUGCUCCGCCUGCUUGGUAUGAUCCAUACACAGAAAGUUACCGUGCCUCAAUCUAUCCAGUUUUGUUAUUGGAUAUAAAGAAAGCUGAUUCUAUUAUAGGAAGUUUAGUUUUUGAACCAAAUAUGCUUCAAAAUUGGCCAAUAAUUAAUUCAUGCAGAGAAUUUUUAAAAGAUUCAUUAAAAGAGCUUUUAAAAUCAGACAUGAAAUUUUGCCAAAGAGAAAAUAUCGAAACACACUUUUGGAAAAUACUUUACCACAAUAUUAUUGAACACCUAAAAAAACUUAUAAAUGAAGAUGCACCAGAAUUAGUAAAAGAUUAUACCACUUUACUAAUGAAUUUAAUAGAAGAAGGUAUGAAGUAUAUGAAUGACCUAUUAAAAUUGUUGGAAAAACAUUAUAAUUUUAAUUUGGAUGAUUAUGUAUCUUUGACAUGCCUGUCUACAAAAAAACUUGGAAACGUUGGUCUUGCUUUAAUAUCUUCACAAAAAUUAUACAUAUCGUUAGGAGACUUGGCGAGGUAUAAAGAUAUCAUGAAUCAUAGUACUAAUUAUGUUAUUGCCAAACAAUGGUAUACCAAAGCCAACCAAAUAAACCCUAAAAAUGGUCGCCCCUACAAUCAGUUGGCGCUACUAGCUGUGUAUGAAAAACGAAAACUUGAUGCUGUUUAUUAUUACAUGAGAAGUUUGAUGGCUUCAAAUCCUUUUCAGUCCGCAAAAGAUAGCUUAUUGUCUUUGUUCGAAGAAUAUAGAAGAAAGUAUGAAAUGACUGAUAGAAAACGUUUAGAAGAUAGGGAAAGACGUGAACGUGAAAAAGCUAAGGAAAAGGAGAGCUCCAUGUCAUCUAAAGAAAAAUACAGUAAAAGAAGGAAAGAAAUAUGGAUACACCCUGAUGGCAGUAAACGCUCUCAUAGAACGACAUCAUCCACAGAACCAACUCAAGAUAUUGAUGAGGAGGAACUGUCCAAACUAUCUCAGUCAGAGGUUAAUAAAAGGUUUAUUGUUAGUUUUCUACACAUUCAUGGAAAACUAUUUACUAAAGUUGGUAUGGAGACUUUUCAAGAUACCGCAUUACAAAUGUUAAGAGAAUUUCGUAAAUUAUUGUCAAAUACACCAAUACCAAUCAUAACAACAAGGUUUUUGCAGUAUUUGGCUUUGAAUAUGUUUUCAAUUGAAUACAGUCGUCCAAAAGAAACACAUGUAGAACAAGGAUAUUGGUCUACAGUUCAUGAGUGUGCAUUAGCAAUGUCAUUGCAAAUGUUUAGCUUGAUUGUUGACAGAUGUAAUCAACUUUUGAAAGAGAUCUUAAAUAAAGAUGAUGGGUCUACAGCUAAACAAUUGAUUGGUAGUGACAUAGACUUUCUGUUACCACCCAUAAAGGUAUGGUGUGAUUGGCUUCUAUGUAAUUCCAAGGUAUGGAAUCCACCUCCAUCGUGUUCAGAUUAUAAACUCUCUGGGACUGGAGACUGUUGGUGUCGAUUGGCCUCUUUGGUUAACAAUUUGGAAAAAUUUCAAGAGCAUUUUAAAUUGGUUUUGAAUGAACCUGACGAAAGUGAUCCAAAUUUGAAACAACAACUUAAACUGCCUGAAGAUUCUAUGUUUAGUGGGUUUACUCCAAUAAUUGGUUACGAGCUAAAACCUAUUUUUAUUUCAACUACUUCAGAUAGAGACCUGUCUGAGCUCACCCAUAGAGUGAAUUGUAUAUUGUUCUUUGGCACAGAAUUUUUGUGUGGUACUGAGCCACCUGUAUUUAAAUUACAUAAAACCGACACUGGAGCAAGUGAAUAUAUUUCAGUUGUUGAAACAGCUAGUCCCAAAGAUGAUAGUGAAGAUGAGGAAAUGUGUUUUGAAAGUUGGAUUGAUGAGGAAAAUGAUUUAAAAUCAAGACCAUCUGAAGACAAAUCUGUUUCUGAGUUACAAUCUAAACCAAUCUCAAAUGAAAUACAAAAGCUUUUAAGUAGAAAAGAAGAAUUGGAACAAAAACAACGAAAUGAAGAAUUGAGGCAAAAGCGUGUACAAGAAAUAUUGAAACAAGCAUCGUAUUGUAUUGAAAUUGAAAUCAAACCACAUUUUGUGGUUCCAGAUACCAACUGUUUUAUUGACUAUUUGCCACAACUUGAGAAAUUAAUAUAUUCUUUAUCACACGCACAAGAACAUACUUGCACUCUAAUGAUUCCUACUGUUGUACUUAUUGAACUAGAAGGGUUGGCCAAAGGUGGAUGGGUCAGAGAUUCAGUGUGUGAUGCUGCUAAACAAGCGUUAAAAAUAUUAAAAAACAUAGAUUCAGCUGCCGUUAAAUUUGUGACAACCAAAGGGUCAAGUUUUAAAUCUACAACAUGUUUUGAAGAAGAAAACAAUUUUGUAUGCUUUGUAGGAAAUAAUGAUGAUAAAAUAUUGGCAACCUGUUUAAGUCUAUGUAAAAAUAAUUCUCAACUACCCAUUGAUAAUCCACCUGUAGAAGGAGAACCUAAAAAAAUAUUUAGAGAUGUUGUCCUGCUGACAGAGGAUCGAAAUUUAAGAGUUAAAGCUCUCUCGUCAGAUAUGCCUGUAAGGGCAGUAAUGGAUUUCAUUAACUGGUUGAAUUUCUUUAGUAGUUGAUCCAUUCAGUUGCAAUGGUAGGAAUGCUAUAUUGUUCCUAAUUACAAAGACUUCUAGUGACAUUUUUAAUACCACUGUUUAUGGUACCUACUUAACUUUUGUGUCCUUCUAUUUCGGCACUCAUUUCAAAUGUUAACCAUUUAUAAAUACAUAAAACAAUACAGUCUGACCAACGUUUUUAAUUUUUAAUUUUUCGACUUACCGGUGAUCAAUCUUAUUUUUUUAUUGAAUACAUUUAUCACUGUAAAUCGUCGUCGUGUACAUAACAUAAUAUACAGAGUAUAGAGGAUUCAAAAGGAGGAGAAGGAGGAGGAAGAUGAGGACCUCGGAAAAGGAGACGAUUAGAAUAUCAAAAACACAUUACGCAAGCGAAUUCGAAUUCGGGAUAUUGUCAAGACUCUUGACUCAAGAGGAUAAAUUAUGCAUAUAAAAAAUCAGACGGCACACACCCCGAAACGCUGCUGCAGUCCAAACGUUUAUUUUGGCAUUAAAUAUAACAUUCUUUUAAUAUAUUAUUAAAGGUGUGUGCAAGCCGUUCGAUUUCGUAAUCGUUGGCAUCAAUAGAUUUGUUUUUCUUUUUUUUUCUUUAUUAUUAUUAUUAUUAUUUUUACUUCAUUGUUAUUUUUAGUACCUAACUGUACGCUAUACUGCCUAUUAUUUAGAUGUCGAUAAAUUCGUAUUUCAUUCGGAUCACUUUUAAUUAAUUAUAUUAUGAAUGUAUAUAUCGUGCUAUACGCAAUAUAAAACAUCAUAAUAUUAUACAUAAUUACUUCCGGCUGCCAAAAAACUGUGUAUAGAUGUAUCCCUCUAUAUUGCGAUAACUUGGUCGGGAAGAGUAUAAUAUAACUAUUAUUAUGUGUAUAUAUUAUAUAGUGUACAUAUGUAACUUUGUAUUUGUCGUUAUACUUGUUUUGCACCCAACAAGAUGGUCGCCCAGCCCCCAGAGACCCCUUCGAUUUAUUGUUACAUUAUACGUGUGUACCAAAACCACGAUUUCAUAAGGAGUUGAAAGAUUUUUCCACCGAACCGCAAUCGGACAAUCCCCUCGCCCGUCGCCGCCACCAUCACUCAUAAAUCUCGUUAGGUUAGGUAUCUAAGAAAAAUAUCGAAAACGCCAAUUUAUUUUUUGACGGUAGAGAUCCCAGCUCGAUUGUCAGACAACCGUGUACAUAUAUUAAUCGAUGUAUAUCUAUUAUUAUCUGUAAUAGUAGUUAUGCACGUUAGUGUAUUUUAUACUUAAUUCAUGUGUAUAGUGUUUACUGAUCAUCUUUAUAUUUUAUACAUAGACUAUCGCUCAUUCUUCGCACCACCGAAAUGCGAACAAUCGUCGCGUUAUUAUAACGUUUACAAUGUCUGUCGAUUGCUCGACGAUUCUGUAUAAUAUUCAUGCUGAGAGAUGUUGGUUACUUGUCGUCCGAACGGAUAUUAGAGAUCAACCGACGAUAUUUGUCGUACCAUUUUUUAUCUAGUUUCCUUUUAUCGUGUAUUAUAUUUCGUCAUCGCCGCCACACUCCACUCUUCCCCUCCCACACCGGCACGUGGUACGCUUCUAAGACACGUCGUCGUGUAUUUUAUGCGAAGUAGAAGAAAGGAAAAUCGUGUUUAUAUUUUAUUUUUUACUUUUUUUUUUAAACGUCUAACGGUUUUACUAUUUUCAUUAUUAAAAUUUUUUUUUUUUUUACUUCCGUCUCCUCGUACACGAUAUUAUAAAUAAGUGUGUAUCAUAUGUCCCUCUUUUGAAAUGUACAAUUUUAAACAUGAUAUAUUAUUAUAUUUAUUGUAUUUUUAUUUUUUUAGUUUUAUUUAGUUGUUAAUUUAUUAUUAAUUGCCUAAUAUUGUUUUCUUAUCGAAAAUAUUAAUCUAGUGAUAUUUAGAUAUAGUUGUAAAAAAAUAAAAUAUUAAAUUGAAAAAAAGAACUGAAUAUUGUAAUGAUAACAAUUCAUAUAACGUUAAAUGUUAUAGUUUAUACAACGAGGAGCCCGCCAGUUGGUUAAAACCGCACCACACCACAGUAACUAAUUCUAAUAAGUGAUUCUGCUUAGUGAUAAUAUCAUUAUUAUUAUAUCAAAUAUCAAAAAAAGCAAUAAUGUAUGUUGGUUUUAAACUUUAUAUUAUUAUGUAUACUUAUAAAUAUAAUAUAUAAUUCAUAUUAUAAUAAGUUGUAUGUAAUUGAUA